GAAAUGACUCUAAUAUUUGUUCAAGCUAGCCAUAAUUUAAAAGAUGUCUGGAUGAAAGAAGUUAGUAAUAAAAAAGAAGAAAAAAUUAUGGUUACAGUUGUAAUUUCAAAAAUAACUUUGGAUAUCAUUAGUUUUGUUG
This is a messenger RNA of Racocetra persica, 139 nucleotides long. NCBI's taxonomy places the organism in Eukaryota, Fungi, Glomeromycota, Glomeromycetes, Diversisporales, Gigasporaceae. The record is from the annotation of a GenBank genome assembly.